Messenger RNA from Arabidopsis arenosa, 464 nucleotides. The record is from the annotation of a GenBank genome assembly. NCBI's taxonomy places the organism in Eukaryota, Viridiplantae, Streptophyta, Magnoliopsida, Brassicales, Brassicaceae.
CUCUGCUCUAAUCCGAUUCACUACUCCUUUUGUCUGUCUGAAGAUCAUUUCCACAUUGCUUUCAAAGAUGAGUGAUUACUUGCGAAAAUCGAUCCAAGAUUUGGAUUUGGGAAUUGAUGAAACGCCGGUCUCUUUACCACCGGAAUUCUGUGCUCGUGCAGCUAUUGCCAAUCGAUUCUCUUUGGUGGUUACGACGGUCAACCCCAGAAAACAGAACCUCCGAGCCCUUAUUGGGCAGAUGCCUCGUGUAUGGGGAUUUGCUGACUCUUGUGUGGGUCGUAUUUUGGGUCAAGGACGAGUCCAAUUUGUGUUCCAGAGUGAGGAGGCUCUGAAUCUGGUUUAACGCCGCGGUCCCUGGGCUUUUAACGAUUGGAUGCUUGCUGUUCAUCGUUGGUACCCAAACAUCAGUGAUGAGGAGAUGAAGAUCAUCAAUUUCUGGGUUCAAAUCAAGGGUAUCCCUUUGU